AUGGUGGUUUGCGUCAACCCCGCUUUCGACCGCGCCACCACACGUGCCACAGCCUGGGUUACUGUAUCAUCCACAACGUUGGGAAAAGACCCAUGCGACAACUUCUACGAAUAUGCGUGUAAGAACGUCAUUGAGCGAUGGCAUCCAGGACUCGGUUCAUCCAUCUCGACCGACACGCUCCUUGUGGAAGACCUUGAGGACCGAGCUUUGAAGUUUUUGACAGACCCUACCAGACGGGAUAUGCAGCUGGUUAGAGAGAUCCUUGAGGACUGCACGACAUCUGAACCUUCUAAGAAGGACGCCGAAGUUAUGAGCAUCAUCUCAACGUACACCCCUUCUGGGACCUGGCCAAUGAGGCGUAAAAAGAUUGCCACGGAAGAUAUUUGGCUAAUGGCAGGUCGUAUCUUGAAGGAUUUUGGAAUAAAUGCUUUAGUCAAAGCCACUUUUCAUUCGAGACCGACAGGGAAAUUGUUGGUUAUUGAUUCUGCAGACGUAAUUUACGUGGAGAAGGACAACGAUCAAAUACUCCACACUGUGAAACAAGCCACCGAUGACUUUUUGACGCGUGCGCACUCCGGUGCUGAUGAGGAGUCUAUCGCGCAGAACAUCGUAGACGUGGCACUUGCUCUUGGAACUGCUGGGCCUCGCAGAGGAGAACUACGUCUACUAAAUGCCUCUAAGGUGCAUCACGGCGUGAUCUUGCUCUUGAAAACAGUGUUCUACAAAGUUCCUUCGAUUAUUAUGUUAGAAUCGAGAGACGUCCUUGUCUCCGUCACAAGGACGGUCGACCGUUACUCAUCCGCUGUCAUCGACUAUUUGGCAUUUAGGAUUCUCCUGUACUUCGCUCCUUUCUUGGGGAUUCCCGCGUUGAUCGAUCUCUUUCCGCUGACUCUCUCGACGACGCCGACAGAUCCUGAGCGACUGUGCUCCAGACUCUUGGAGCACGUGUUUCCGAUAACGUACAUGCGAGCCUUGUCUCUCGCGUUAGGGCAACUGGCUCUGAUUCAUACGUGGACGUCACAAGUGGAAAGCCACUUUCUCGCGUAUCUGCCAACGCUUGCCUGGUUGACGGGGGUAAGAGGAGGCAAAUGGGAAGCUCUCCUCGCUAAACAUCGUUUACAGAAAACGCUCAAGUUGGCACAUUUCUUUCCACUUCGCGCUUCAAGCGACAAGACUUGGAGAGCCCACGCGAAGCGGCUUCGUACUUCGCUGUUGAAAGUGCCCAGCACACUGGACCGUGUGAGAACUGCGGCGCGAAUCGUAGCCAAGGAAAGCUACAUAGGAUCUGCUCUUGCGGUUGAGGUCGAGUACUUCGCCAGGCGCAGGUUUAUGCAUGUCCCCGUUGGAAUUUGGAACAUGAGUGUACCUCCCAACAGCACACACUCUGCCUUCCACAUGGCACGCUAUGCCGUCCGCAUCUACAGAAGCCUUCUACGCGUACUGCGACCGAACGGCAACUUCGAUGACACUCCACUGUAUAGCCAUGCUUCGAACCAAAGGCUGCGCUUUCUUUACCGAUGCCUAGAAGACGAUAUUCGAGCGAUGCCGCAGCAGUUGAGAAGUGGCCUCGAUCUCCGCAUACAGGGCAACGUCCUUCUGGAACAAGCCGUCGCUGUGAUGCUGGCUCACCGAGCUUUCGAGCACCUGCUCACUACGAAGAGGAUAUGGGGAAUAGACUUCCGUCUUAAAGGCCUGGAACGUCUCUCGUCCGACCAGCUCUUCUUCGUGUAUUUCGCGUUGGACAAUUGUGAGCGCACCGACGAAACAUCGUGGAGAAGAUCAGCGCUGCCUCCGGCGCAAGUGCGCGUUAAUGCGGCCUUGAGGCAGAACAAGCUGUUCGCGCGUGCGUUCGGAUGUAAGUUUGGGAAAGCUAUGAAGGCCCACCGUCACUGCCCUCUCGUAUCAUAACCGGGACGUCCGCGGCGCUUUAUACCUUUUUGAUAGUACGGUUUAUACAGUAUAUAAUAUAAAUUUAUGUAACGAUA
Ornithodoros turicata is the source of this 1985-nucleotide messenger RNA. RefSeq lists its product as uncharacterized. Bases 1 to 1908 code for a protein of 635 amino acids. The record is from RefSeq and is a predicted model, not a curated record. The transcript has 3 exons. Lineage: Eukaryota; Metazoa; Arthropoda; Arachnida; Ixodida; Argasidae. Gene Ontology annotation, cellular component: plasma membrane. Gene Ontology annotation, biological process: protein processing. Gene Ontology annotation, molecular function: metalloendopeptidase activity.